GGCUCUUGUGACGCCACCGGGGAGGAACCCGGGCUCGGGGCGCGGUCGCUUCUCCUCGCCGCGGUGAUACUCCCUCGUAGAAAGCAACAACAACAACAGCAGCUGCAGCAGCAGCAGCACUGCGGGUGCCGCGACCGAGCAAAAGCUUCAACCACACUGUCAAGUGCCGAGCAACUUCACCGUUUGCUGCUGCUGCUGGUCCUGCUGGUCGUGCUAGCUGCUGGUGCUGCUGGUAAACUUUCCCACUGUGACUUUGAGAGAGGAAGAGGGAGGAGGAGGGGGGCUCUGUGGAGGCGGCGGCGCUUGUCAAUCCGGUUGACUUGCACGCGAAGGAGCGCAACGCGUGCCACCCAGCGAGCACGCGAGGCCUGAGACUGCGCUCACAACGCGGAGUGCGUUGCGCGGUUCAAUCGGCUCACGGCCGGGCGAUGGAGUCGCUCGUCAUGCCGAGCACCUCGGAGCUGAGCACCCUGAGAGUCCUCGAGUCCCUGGACAGACUCCUGGGCGAAGUGGAGCUCCUGCAGGCGGAGGCAGCGAGACUCGGGCCGGCGGCAGACGGAGACGAUCGCCGCCUGUCACGCGAUCGGAACCGACGUGAGGCGUCUGGCCCGGCUCGAGGAGAAGGGGCACGCGGCAAGCCGCGAGCUGCUGGCCAGGGUCGCCGAGACGGGAGGGCAGGUCCGGGCUGCCCGGGCUCACCUGCUGGUCCAGGGCCACAGUUUGAGCGCCGUGGCUCAGCACGCGCGGCUGCUUGGGCAGCGCAAGGCGCCGAGGAUCCUCGUGGUGAAGCUAGGCGCCAAUACCCCGCCCCAGGCCGUACGCACGGCGCCGGGAAUGGCGAUCGGAGUCGGAUCCGACCGGCGCUCUGUCGGGAACGAGCACGCGGCCCUCAACGGUGCAGCCUGGCUUUCCCGGCACGAGCGGCCGGUGCCAGGAGCCCCGGGGCCUCCUCGAGGGCCCUCGAGCGAGAGCUGCACUCUCGACGAGCGCACAAUGCGUCCUGCAGCACUAGCGGUGGGGGAGUCAGCCCGGCCGACCCCCGUCCGCGGCGCCGGCCAGGUCAGGCGGCUCGACAGCAUCAGCGAGGAGGAACGCGCAGAUGUCGGUGCCUCGCCGAGUGGGGCCACAACGAAGCGGGAAUCGGGGGAUCCCGGUUUGGCUGCCCAUGAGCCCAGCGUGAACUGGGCCGUGGGAGAAGAGGAGGAGCGUUCCAUGGGUACGGCUGCCACAGCUGGAAUGUCCAGAGGGGGUGCGUCGGCACCGCCCGACAGUCCGCGAGGUGGUGCGACGGCGACGAUCGGCACGGCGGCCCUCUCUCGGUUCAGCGAGGACAUCGCGAGGACUGUGACGGAGCAGGGCACAGCCGCCGCUCACUCCCUACUCAACGCCCGCUGUCCCCCGGCCGCUGCCGCCAUGGAAUAUUCCCACGGCGGGAACAAAGCCGGCGGCCACGAAGGCGUCGACAGCGGGAUCAGCCGGGCCGGCGGCGCGAUGGAGGAGGAGGCGACGGAGGCGGUGAUGGAGCGAGCGCGGCCGCCCGAGAAGAGCGCCGGGCCAAGGGGCACGCGCUCCAAACGGCGCCGCAGGACGGCGCCGCCCGCCACCGCCGCCGGGCCCCCCACUAGCCCCGCAGGGUUCCGGAUCGCCCAGAUGGCGCCGUGCGUGUGCGCCGAAGCAGAGCUACACCUCAAGGCCGGGCACGAAAUCGCGAGCGCCUGCGAGGAGAUCUCGCGGGCAAUGGAGCGGUGCUCGCGGCCCACGGCCCCCGCGGCCUCCACCCCGCCAGGAGACGAUCGCCCCCUGCCGCUUGAACUGCCCAGGCGGCAGGGACGAGGCCUCGGCGAGGAUGAGGCGGAACCGGAAGAGAGAGCAACGGUGCCCGGGCGCGACGGGAGCCCGGUGAGAUCGCGGACCGAAGUCGGAGCUUGGCAGGACGCGGACGACGAUGGCGCCGUGGGGGCGCCUGCUUGGGCGAAAGACUCGGGAGGCGCCGGGAGAGGGCAAGAAGGCAGCUCAAAGGAGCGGGCGAGCGAGGGGCAAGGCGAGGAGAAGGCAGCAGCAGCGUGGUGCGGGAGUGGAGGAACCCCUCGGGAGGAUGAGCGGGGAUGCGUGGAGCAGACGGCCCUCGCAGUUCGCUUGACACCUCGAACGACAAUGACCGCCGUCCACCCGGGGGAGAACGGGUGCCCCGUCCCGCUGGGCAGGCCGGGCGGUCAAGGGGAGACAUCGACGCAGGCCGCAGGGAUGCACGGUGGGGCGCAGCGGGCAGCGCACGAGGCAAUCUCGAGGGCGGCCCACCUCUCCGGCCUGUGCGGCGACAUCGCGAAGCAGCUGCAGCACCAGCAGCAGAACCAGCAGCUGAACCAACAGCAGCAGCACCAGCAGCAACAGCACCAGCUGCUGAACCAACAGCAGGAACUCCAACAACAGCAGCAGCAACAGCAGCAGCAACACCAGAGGAAUGCUCCUGAAUGUGCCGCCCGCGCCACGUCCGAUUCUGCGGAGGGCCAAGGCGGUUCAGCCCGCGGUCCUGAUCCUGCUGCCGGGCGGAAACGUGGCACGGAUGGAGUGGUGGGAGCAGCGAACCGGCCAGGAGAGCGCGAGGGGAAGGUUUUGAACGCAAGGGCGAUUUCUGAAGUUGGCCAAGUGGAGGAGAACGACAGGAAGGGCUUGGCGGGGACAGGCGGCAGAGAUGGAGGCACGCCGCACGGGAGUGAGGGUGGGCGGAGAUUGGCGAGGGAAGGCGCGAUGCCGAAGCGGCAGUACGCGCACGCCAGUGGCGGCAGAGGGGCAGGGGAGGGGAGGCUGGAUACCAGGCCGGCCGUUAAGAAGACCAGGAAUGUGGAAACGAGGAUCCGUGGAGAGUCGGAGGGCCUCAUACCGAGACAGAAACGGGGGCAAGGUUUUAGAGGAAGAGUCGGCCCAUUGCACAUUGAUGACGAGCUGUAGUUUCGAGUUGAUGUUGUUGAGCCCAGCGAGGUCUCGAGAUUUUGUUGAGCCCGGUGAGAUCUCGGGAUUUUGUUGAACGCGGUGAGAUCUCAAGAUUUUGUUGAGCCCAGUGAGAUCUCGGGAUUUUGUUGAGCCCAGUGAGAUCUCGAAAUUUUGUUGAGCCCGGUGAGAUCUCGCGAUUUUGUUGAGCCCGGUGAGAUCUCGGGAUUUUGUUGAGCCUGGUGAGAUCUCCAGAUUUUGUGAAGCUCGGUGAGAUCUCGAGAUUUUGUUGAGCCCGGUGAGAUCUCGGGAUUUCGUUGAGCCCGGUGAGAUCUCGAGAUUUUGUUGAGCCCGGUCAGAUCUCGAGAUUUUGUGGAGCUCGGUCAGAUCUCAAGAGACCAGGAUAGGAGUCUCACUCGCAAGAGUGCGGCCAGUAGGAGGCAAAGAUUGCCAUGCAGUGUCCCAAUUGAGUAUUUUGUGACAUGAAAUUUUGACCCACACACACCGGCACUCUUGAGAAUGACAUUGGGGGGAUCUUUAACGUCCACUCGGAAGCAGAUGGCGGCAUGUAGCAUUGUUGUGGUUAACACGCAUCACAGUAUUAGCCAGGGUGGCCACUGGAUUCGAACCGUGACACCUCUGCAACAACAAGAGACAAAUGCGCUACCGCCGGGGGUACCUUUAGAUAAUUCCAGUUAUUGUAACACGACGAUCUUUAUCUUAGCCCAGCCAAUCAAACUCCUGUAGCCAUGAUCAUGCCAUUAAAUUAAUGGCAGUGCAUAAAAUCUGAUGAUGAUAGUGAUUCAUGACUAAUCAACGUGUGGUGGCCUCUCAGACGAGCAGUGAUUUAUGAAUGAUGCAGUAAAAGGGGUUUCUCUGCUUUCGUGUUAUCUUCAAAACUCCCAUUGGUCACGAUGCUUCUUAUUUUGCAAACAAGUUUUAGAAUAGCGGCUUCUCCGUCAGUUCACUCUGCUUCCUGCCGGUCGUCUAUAGCUACUGAACAACAUUCCUGGUCGGAAUAUUCGAUACCCAUAACCGUGAGCCAUGGUUCUUCCAUGUCCCCACGUCCGCACAAAGCAACGGUGGAGAUUGUUGUCCAAGGGUGAUGAUUUGAGUUCGCUCAUCGCCCUUGCGUCGGGUACUGUGUGGCAAAGCGCUUCUGCUCCACAGCAGGGGUGGUGCAGAAACGACGCCAAUGGAGGGCAGCGCCAAGGGCAGGAAGGGGAAACCUUUGGGAGAAGAGAUUAAACAAACGAAUUACAAAGUGACGAGUUGCGCAGAAACUUAAACGGAGGCGGUGAACAAAAUGCCACGCAAAAGUCUCUCUCCCCGUGGUCACGUGGAUUUUUUUCUCUGGGUCCUCCGGUUUUCCCUCCAUUUAGAAUCAAUGUGCGUUUUCGAGUAUUUGGCUGAUAUAAAUUUCCACGCGAUAAGCCACUUCGUUGAGAUAUCAUUUGUGGCCAGGUCGUUUCUAAAAAAAAGUGCUACACAGCUCAGUGGGCCUUACCUGGUACAAUAAAAAAAGUUGUUGAGUAGAUUUUGUUUUGUCAGUGUAUAAGGCGCAUGCAAGCCUGUUUCCAGGCGGUUCACGUCAAUCGGGGAGAGAACGAGGGAGCAAGAAGGGAUGGGAAGUGAGGACGAGGGGAGAGUGAGAGAGGGAGAGAGGCAAGUGA
Messenger RNA from Petromyzon marinus (sea lamprey), 4601 nucleotides. RefSeq lists its product as uncharacterized. NCBI's taxonomy places the organism in Eukaryota, Metazoa, Chordata, Hyperoartia, Petromyzontiformes, Petromyzontidae. The record is from RefSeq and is a predicted model, not a curated record.